Sclerotinia sclerotiorum 1980 UF-70 is the source of this 1467-nucleotide messenger RNA. RefSeq lists its product as hypothetical. Gene Ontology annotation, cellular component: Cdc73/Paf1 complex. Bases 1 to 1467 code for a protein of 488 amino acids. NCBI's taxonomy places the organism in Eukaryota, Fungi, Ascomycota, Leotiomycetes, Helotiales, Sclerotiniaceae. The transcript has 2 exons. Gene Ontology annotation, molecular function: RNA polymerase II complex binding; chromatin binding. Gene Ontology annotation, biological process: transcription elongation by RNA polymerase II. The record is from RefSeq and is a predicted model, not a curated record.
AUGUCGUCCUCAGCAUCGCGAAUUGUUCAUCAGGAGUAUAUUGCUCGCAUACGAUAUUCCAAUGCCUUACCACCACCACCAAAUCCUCCCAAGCUUCUCGAUAUUCCCAAUACUGGCCUUGCCAGUGGUCAAUAUACUACACCUGGAUUUGCUACGAGAUUAGCGCGAGAUCAACCAUUAAAUAUAGAAGCUGAUGCAGAGCUUGGUAUGCCAUUAGACCUGGUGGGGAUGCCAGGUAUAUUUGAUGGAGAUGAGAGUUCUAUACAAGCGCCAUUACACCCUCCGCAACUUCAUCCUCAUGAUCGUGCUCUCCUAAGACCAUUGGCGACAUUGGGCAAACCAAAAUUCUCCGACACGGGAGUCUCAUUUCUGCGGCGCACUGAAUAUAUCUCCUCUGGCUACAGCUCGAAAGCGCGGAUGGAUGGCACCACCUCGGUGAAGGGACUUGUCGAUACGCGCAAACCGAAACCUGUUCAGGACUUAUCAGCUGAUCGUGAAUCUCCUACAUACAUCAAAUCACAGGUCGAAAAGAGCUUCGAAAUCGCCGCUGCUAAUCUCAAAGAUCUCACGCGAGUCCGCCAUCCUACAAAACGGAAUGUCAAAUUGGUGGACGCAGUUCCUCUUUUGCCAGAUCUGGAUUCGUUCCCAGAUGCGGGCGGAUACGUCCUGUUGAAAUUCCUCACAAACCCGGUUCCUCCAAGCAAUACCUACGAUACUCGCGUCGAAAGCAGUGUUUUACAACCCAUUGAUCCUAGCGAGGCAGAGUUAGAGCUCAAAGAAGCCGCUAGACAAGCUCAUGAACUGGACCCACAUAAUAAUCCAGCUCCGGAUGAAUCGAUACAAUACCAAAUGUUCAUGCCGGAGACUGCUACUGAUGCCAAGAAUAUCAAACGAAAAUGGGAUGUCUUGGACCCUGAACACGAUGAUAAGGAUCUGUAUUCUCGCAUUGAUGAGGAAACAGGCAAAGGAUCUUUCAGGUUGAAGAGACUGCGUGCGUAUGAGACCGCUGUUACGGAUGGUGGAACAGAUCGAAAAUAUGAUGAAGUAGUGGUAAUAGCCAUGCACGAUGGAACUGAUGGACUGCGCCAAAAAGCCGCUCAUUACUAUCCUGUAGUCCAACGCAACUCGAUUCGACCACAGAGAACCAAGAAUAUCCAGAAAGGGAAAGGUAUUAUUGGCAACGAAGAAGAGGAAAUUACGGAUUUCGUGGAUCUUAGCAUUGUCGAUGUAGGCCCGGAGACGAAGCAGGUAAUGGAUAGUUUCAAAACGGCGCCGUAUGGAGAGGAUCACGAAGAGGUGGCGGAGGAAAAGGUAGCCGAAGAUGCGCUUUCGGAAGCGGAUGCAGAAGGGGAGGAUGAUGAGCCGAUUUCGCCUCCAAGACCUAGUCUGGGUGGGAAGACGAUUGCUUCAAGGGUGCAGACUGAUGAUGACGAUGACGACAAUGAGAGUUUGCAUUCUGACGAUUAG